AUGUAUUUCCUUGUCCGGUGGCUCUGCAUCGGGAUCGUACGAUCCUUCUUCAAAGAGGUAGCUGUCCUCCAUCCUGAGCGCAUCCCCCUCUAUGGCCCGGCCAUUUUUGUGGGGAACCACAACAACCAGUUUAUGGAUGCUUCGAUGCUCGUCGCGAACAUCCCGCGUCAAGUGCAUUUUUUGGUGGCGCUGAAGAGCAUGAAGAGGAGAGUCAUCGGCUUUCUGAGUCGCCUGGCAGGCUGCAUUCCGGUAGAUCGACAAGACGACCGCGCGUUCAAAGGUCCAGGCCUCGUCCGCAUCUCGCAUCACUUCACAGAAGAUGAUCACGUCUGUCCCCGGCCGCCGCAUCACCACCAUCAUGCCCGAUCGCAUGCAGCCGACCCAGGCCACAGCAACGGGAGCGAGAGCAGGGAAAAGCACGACGGCGGUGGCGGCCGACCCCCAGAGACAGCGACUGAGGAACGUCAGACGCCUCACGCAGACACAGGCGCUCUGCACACUCCCUCCGGCGCCGUCCAGGCAGGCAGCAUCCUCCUGUCGGGAGAGGCAGAAGCGGCACGACGCAGUGCUUUUGAGGGGACAGCUGGAAGAACGAGUGAGGCGCGAAUGGAAACGAAGAAUGAAGACGAUCCGCGAGAACCGCAGACGCGAGAGGAUGGACCUUCAGCAGAGUCCGCCGCCAUCCCAGAGGCCCAGACGCCAGAGCUGCGCGCGCACACACGAGGUGAAUCGCCCGCAAAGCUCCUGGCGGGUGAGAUGCUGCAGGCUUUUUCUCGAGUGCCGUCGCACCCGAGUCUGCGAACCGAGAUGCCCCUGUUCAGCAAGAGUGCAUCAGCGCCUCUCGGGAUGCAGAAUCCGCCAGUCCUGUCGAUUCUCGGGAACUCGACUCGCUUUCUCUCCGACGUUCGCCCGGGGUACAAGCUCCGUCUGGACGGCAAAGACUUCCUCGUCCUCAGAGUGCUCUCGGAUACUCACGUCGUCGUCCGUCAGCCGCCAGAAGCGCCUCGCCGCCUCGACUCCUCGCCGCUGCCCACCGCUGCGGCGCCGGGUGGGCGGACACCCGAGACUGCGGGCGCAGUCUGUGAGCUCGACAGGAAGGCUGCAGAACGCCGAGGAGACGCCGUCGCGAGGCAGGCUAAUGCGCAGCUGGCGAAGGAGAAGGAGAGCGAGAGGGAGGCCGAGAUGGGGAGGAGACGGGGGUCGUUCUCGAGUGAGUCGAGCUCGAGUAGUACCGGUUCGAGGUCUCAGCGCGGGUCGUCUCGUAGGACCAAUGUAGGGGAGACGGCGGCCAACGCCGCGGCGGCUGCGGAGGCCUUCGCAACCAGGGAAGACGUUCCUGGAUUGAGCCAGAACGGAUCGAGUACGGCUCUCGAUGCCAACGGACGCGAGCGAGAGACUGCGUUGCUGAAAGCGGUCCCUGGAAACAGAGGCGUCGACGAAGGCCGCCUGCGAGAGCAGGCGUUUGCGGAGAUGCGGAGACCUGUUUCUCCGGAUCCCUCCGCCUUUGGCGCGAGCAGAGACGAGGGACUGAGAAGACGACGAGCCCGUCGUAGAGAGGAAGACCGAGAAGAGAAGUGGAGGGAGACACACGACGGUCCUGGUCCUGGAGACUCGAGAGGAGAGAACGACGCGGGAGGCUUGCCUGGGAAGAUGUGCGAUGGAAGAGAAGAAGGGGAAGACAGACUCCACCAGGCGUUGUCGGCGAAGCACGAGAAGGAGAAACGGCUUGCAGCUGCUGCGUACAAGGAAUACAAGAUCCUCCCGAAAAUCGAGCAAAGGGAAGUCUACGAAGCUGUCACCCACAGCCUGGUCGAUGGCGACUGCAUAGGCAUCUUUCCUGAGGGUGGGAGUCACGACCGAACGACGUUGUUGCCUCUGAAGCCUGGCGUCGCCAUCAUGGCCAUCGGCGGCGCCGCCGCAGGCGCAGACGUCAUGAUCGUUCCGGUCGGCCUCGUGUACCACAAUCCGCACAAGACGCAGUCGCGAGCGACAAUUCAUAUUGGCGAGCCCAUUCCGAUCUCCCGCGAGGCCGUGGUAGAAUAUCAGCAGGACCGACGCGCAGCGACAGCGCGUAUUCUGACAGACGUCGAACAUGGAAUGCGUUCGUGUAUCAUCACGGCACAAGACCAUGAGACGAUGACAUUGAUUCACCUCUGCUGCUCCCUGUACCCCCCGGAGCGCCUGCGCCUCUCCCCCGAGAAGCUCUUCAACUUGAACCAGCUUCUCUCGAAACUCUUCUGGAGAUGCGCAGACUCACCUGAGCUCUCGAAUCUCCGUCAGGACCUCGCCCAGUACCAGGGUGCUCUGCAGCGUGCAGGCAUUCCAGAUCACGACGUCUGGAUGUUGAAGCAAAGCACAGCAGGAGCCUCGUUGUGUUUCGCAGAGAAACUGAUCGCUCUUCUUUUUGCCAUCGGUCUGGGCGUUCCUCUGCUGCCUCUCUGGGGACCUCUGCGAGUGAUUGCCUACUUUCUUGCGGAGCGACAUCGAGCGCAGGCGCUCGCGGCCAGCAGCGUGAAAGUCAAGGGAAUGGACGUUGUGGCGAGCUACAAGGUGAUUGUUCUGUUGGUGUGUGUGCCGCUCUUCAACUUGGUGUACGGAGCAAUCUUCGGUCUCGUCUUCCGUCGGACUCUCGCGGAGACUCUCGCGACGAUGCUGCUCUGCAUCUGUCUCCUUCCUGUCGCCUACUACUUCAGCAUGCGUCAAGCGGAGAAAAUUCUCCCGCUCAUUCGGCAGAUGCGUACGCUCAUCAUCGUCGUCGUUGGCAAAGUGAACAUCUGGCGCGAGAAUGAGCGCGAGCUCAUCACUCAGCGAAUGAAUCUCCAGUUUUCGGUUCGAGAGACCCUGUUGAAGCUUGGACCGCAAACAUCACCGGCCUUCAUGGAGGAACUGUACUCGAUUCUUCCCAAGGCAGUCCUCGUCGCCGACAUCAAACGUCUGAUACGGAAGAAGGAAGAUUUCGCUCCUCUUCAAAUGAAGAGCCUCAUGAACAACGCAGAGGAAAUUCUCUGA
Molecule: messenger RNA, 3009 nt
Organism: Toxoplasma gondii ME49
Lineage: Eukaryota; Apicomplexa; Conoidasida; Eucoccidiorida; Sarcocystidae
Product: glycerol-3-phosphate-acyltransferase
Exons: 16
Coding region: 1-3009 (1002 amino acids)
Biological process (GO): phospholipid biosynthetic process
Cellular component (GO): endoplasmic reticulum membrane
Molecular function (GO): glycerol-3-phosphate O-acyltransferase activity; glycerone-phosphate O-acyltransferase activity
Source: RefSeq, a predicted model, not a curated record